GUACGAUAUACGUACUCCUGGAGAGACAUCCGAGAAUAGUUCGUAAGUACUUCUCGUUCUUCUUUCAUAUCAUCUCAUAGACCUGUUUGUUUUCUGCAUUUAUUCAAUCUUAUUCAUAUCCUCGUUUAAUUUGUGCCCUUAUUUAUUUUAUCUCUGUCAAGGUUGUGUAGAAAGUUAAGGUGUGAUUGUUCGUUUUCUUUUCUUGUCUAUGUGUGAAUGUUCAUGCGUACAAUUUUUAGAUCUAGUUGGAUUUUAAGAUUUCAUUGAUUGCCGUUCGACAAGUGCGGUCGUUCUACCAGACAUGAGUUUGCUCACAUGAUAUGGAGAUGGUUUCUUUGGAAGCGGCCCAAAGUUUCCUGAGGAGAAAAAUAGGACAGGCUAGGUUUGCACAGGACGCUUGGACGACAUGGGAUCUUGAAGUUGUACACUUGUAACAUGAUUGAUGAGUUGAACGAUUGAAAUCUUAUCCUGUAAUCCUGAUAUAUUGAUUUGAAAAGUUGGGUCUUGCAGCAAUGGCGUUGGAUGUUGGUCGAUUGGCUGCUGACAAGGAGAUAGAUACUGAGCUCAAUGAUGUCCCCACAGAUGCACCUGAACCAGUUGAUGGAGGUUAUCGACAGAAGCAGAGUAUUCAACCGUUCUCUGAUGCAGACAACAUCUGCUUUCAAACUUUAUCCAUUUCUGACAGAACGGUAAAGCAAAAUUGUUUGAAACAGAAGCAUUUGAAGUCACAAUGGAUGCGUGAUUCACCCAAUGCAUCAUGGGGGAAGGAGGUCCGAUUGUCAGAGAAACAUUUUAGUAGAAAGUGCUUACAACAAGAAUGUUUGAAGUUCAAGGACAACGAAGAUGUCAGACAGCAAUAUAAAUUAUGGAAAGCGGAAGAUAAUGGUGGAAGAAAGGAUGUCUGGCGCCCCCCUCGGAAACUUGUCGGUGUUGUCACACAUUGCCCAGCCAGUGGCGGAUCCAGGAAAUAUGUUUAUUGGGGGAAUAAAUAAAGGUUAGAAUAGGGCUGUUAACGAGCCGAGUCGAGCCCGAACACCCAGAGCUCGAGCUCGGCUCGAUUCGGUAAUAGGAGUGUUCGGGUUCGAGCUCGAAACUCGGCGAGCUUUAAAAACGAGGAUCGUGUCGGCUCGGUAGCCGUGUCGGCUCAAUAUGUAUGCUCAAAUUUAAAAUUUAGGUUCAUGCUUUACAAAUGUGGUUCGAAUUAUUUGACAAGUAUUCAGUUCGUUAUUAAUCAUAUUUA
This is a messenger RNA of Cuscuta epithymum, 1240 nucleotides long. Lineage: Eukaryota; Viridiplantae; Streptophyta; Magnoliopsida; Solanales; Convolvulaceae. The record is from the annotation of a GenBank genome assembly.